Molecule: messenger RNA, 1110 nt
Organism: Drosophila obscura
Lineage: Eukaryota; Metazoa; Arthropoda; Insecta; Diptera; Drosophilidae
Product: chymotrypsin-1
Exons: 1
Coding region: 84-911 (275 amino acids)
Biological process (GO): proteolysis
Molecular function (GO): serine-type endopeptidase activity
Source: RefSeq, a predicted model, not a curated record
GGAGCCGGAACACGCUCAAACCGCAGUCGAAAGUUGAAGCAAGCAGAGCACAUAGAAAAAGAGUUUAGAGAUUCGAAGCGAAGAUGAUGAAGUUCCUUCUGUUGAUCAGUGUCCUGGUGAUCGUCGGCCAGUGUGCAGCGCGAGAGGUGGGCGCCGGAGUUGUGCGCCGCCAUCAGCGGCCGCAUCACCUGGGCACCGUUAAGGCCGAGACGCGGGUGGUGGGCGGCAGCGAUGCCCCAGACGGUUUUGCGCCCUACCAGGUGUCCAUUAUGAGCACCUUUGGCGAGCAUGUGUGCGGCGGCAGCAUCAUCGCGGAGCACUGGAUCCUGACGGCUGCCCACUGCCUGGAGUGGCCCACACAGUACCUGAAGAUCGUCACCGGCAGCAAUGACUACACCAAGCCCGGCGCCGAGUAUCUGGUGGAUGGGGCCAAGGUUCACUGCGGCCACGACAAGCCCGCCUAUCACAACGACAUUGCACUCAUCCACACGGCGAAGCCGAUUGUCUACAAUGCGCUGACGCAGCCCAUCAGGCUGGCCAGCAGGGGCAGCCUGCCCAAGGCCGGGGACAAGCUCACGCUGACCGGCUGGGGCAGCACCCGCACCUGGGGACGCUACGCCACCGAUCUGCAGAAGAUUGAGCUGAAGUAUGUGGAGCAUUCGGUGUGCGAGUCCAAAGUGCGCAACGUCAACUGGCUGAGCGAGGGACACCUGUGCACGUUCACGCAGGACGGCGAGGGCUCCUGCCACGGCGAUUCCGGCGGUCCGCUGGUGGACGAGAACCAAACCCUCGUUGGCGUCGUCAACUGGGGCGAGGCAUGCGCCAUCGGCUAUCCGGAUGUGUAUGGCUCCGUGGCCUACUAUCUGGACUGGAUAAAUGAGAUGAUGACAGCAGCGGGCACCGCGUGCUAAAGUCACCCCACCGGUUGGCCUGGGGUGGGGUUCAAAAGCCACGACGAACAAAAAAUAGCAAUUGCCAUAUAAUCGGCGGUUGCGAAUCGAUCAAAGUAGCCAGUAAAUUUUAUCACACAAAUAUCGUAGCCAUUAAAUAAUUUAUGAACAAAUAAAACAAAAAACAAAACGCAAUUGCGUUUCACAUACUCUACCCAAA